UUCUCUGGCACUUUCCAGUCCUCUGGAGUCACGGUGGUUGCUGCACCAUGCAGUCUCCAGGCUUUGCACUCGCCUUCCUCACCGUGCCACUGGUGGUGCGCGGGGACUCAGAGGGCACCUGGUGCUACGACUCCCAGGACCCAAAAUGUGGCCCCACCCACUGGAAGGAGAUGACCCCUGCCUGUGGGGGCCCAGCCCAGUCCCCCAUCAACAUCGACCUUCACCUUGUCCAACGGGACCCCUCCCUGGGACCCUUCAUCUUACAAGGCUACAACUCAGCACCUCCAGGCCCGUGGACCCUGGAGAAUGAUGGCCAUACAGUGCUGCUCCACAUAGACGGUGGCCCGCAGAGCCACCUGGAGAUUCGGGGCGCCGGGCUGCCACUGCCUGCCUACCACGCACUGCAGCUGCACUUCCACUGGGGGGGGCCUGGUCAAGCAGGUUCAGAGCACAGCCUGGAUGGGCAGCGCCGCGCCAUGGAGAUGCACGUGGUCCACAUGAACACGAGGUACCAGAGCAUGGGGGAAGCUCGAGGUCACCCCGAUGGGUUUGCUGUGCUGGCGGUGCUGUUGGCGGAGCAGGACGCUGACAACGCCAACUUCUCCGCCCUCGUGUCCAGCCUGAAGAACGUGUCUGAGCGCGGGGUCUCGAUGAAUCUGGCGUCCACCUUCCCGCUGGCCUCGCUGCUGCCGGGCGCCUCGGGCCUCUCGCGCUACUACCGCUACUCGGGAUCGCUGACCACGCCUGGCUGCGAGCCCGCGGUCAUAUGGACUGUCUUCGAGGACGCGGUACCCAUCGGGCGCGCACAGGUGGCCCGGUUCCAGACCGUGCUCCAAGCCGGGCUCCCUGGCUCGCGCCCUGCACCGCUCUCCGAGAACUUCCGCCCGCAGCAGCCUCUCGGGGGGCGCAGGGUCUCCGCCUCUCCUGGCGCCUCCAUCCGCGCGGCAGCCUCGGUGCCCGCCCCGACCCUAGCCCGUGUGCACGCGGCUCUGCUGGGCCUGGGGCUCAGCCUGGGGCUCUGGCAGAGGCCCUAGGAGCCAGAUUCGACCCCUUCCCGCAAUAAACGAUACGCAGAGUGA
Molecule: messenger RNA, 1079 nt
Organism: Suricata suricatta (meerkat)
Lineage: Eukaryota; Metazoa; Chordata; Mammalia; Carnivora; Herpestidae
Product: carbonic anhydrase 15-like
Exons: 8
Coding region: 48-1034 (328 amino acids)
Cellular component (GO): plasma membrane
Molecular function (GO): zinc ion binding; carbonate dehydratase activity
Source: RefSeq, a predicted model, not a curated record